AUGACCAUAUAUGGUGUUGCAAAGGUUAACAAUCUCACACAGAUACAACGCAUCUUCCUAACUUUUACCCAAGUUGAAGGAUUGUUCGUGGUUUGGUAGAGCGCCAUGGCAAUAAGUAAAUCCAAUUAAUUCUACAACAUUCACUGCUCAUAGAGUCAAAUGUCACCAUCUACAAAUAAAAAUGGAAACUGCAAACCACCCAAAAAGGAAAUAGGUUUGCUGUUAAUACUUUGGAUUGUUUCGGUAUAAUGAGGCCAUUUCCCGGAAUUUGUCUGUUGAUUUCCCCUUUCAUUUUGCGCUAAAAGAAACUUGACUUAGUUUUGAAAUGUAUAGAUCAUCACCGAUUUCAUCAGAAGACAAUAACUAUUUUAGAUUCUUUAGUGAGUCCGUCAAAUCAAUGUAUACCAUGAUUGAAUAAUAAAAUGAAGUACUCAUUAUUUUUACUUAUUAUUAUUAUUUUUUAUUAUUUUAUUUCAUUUUUUGCAUCAAGACAGAUUCGGGUUUCUGCAGCAAAACGUGACGGAACUUCCAAGAAUACUUACAUGAUUUGCGCUACAAACAGUCAGAGAAUAAGGGACAAAGAGUAACUAGAAUAUACCUGACAUAUCACUUUAACUGAAAAAUGACGGGAAAGAAAAGAUUCUUCUUCCUCACAAGUUACUAUAUAAGCGAAACUCACACCAUGCAUUCAAAACAUAUACGGAGUAAAAUUCAUUGCAAGGCAAAAAGUACGAAACGAUUGGUAAGUAGCGCGUUACGCGGUUAGGCACUUUUUGGGUACAACUGAUAUUUGUCAUAGGUGCAGGUAUUUGAUUUAAAGCCGGCUUUGCUGCUGACUUAGAGAAAACUGGGACGUUUCUAAGGGAAGUUUGCAGAAGAUUCAUUACAUAUAAACUACAUCACCUUGAUAUAUCCUUCGCCAAAGUGAACCAUUCAUUCUAGUUCUUUCUCUACAAAAAAUUGUUUCUCAUAUAACCCAGCAACCGUUUCAAGGAACUGGUAAUUCCACUGAUGAAGGGCCAGGCCCGAAACGUUUGGAAAGGAUAACUUCAACCUAAACACGGCACUUUUGUUCAUGAUUUAUUUAUUCUUUUUAAUGAACAUUUUUGUUACUUCUAUUUUCUAAAGUGCUACGCAGCUUAACGGAAUUCUUUCGUCAUUUGUUAACCCAGUAUAUAAACAAUGAAUGUGAAAUCCGUUUUUUCCCUCCAGGGAAGAAAUGGAAAUUCUCAACAUCAUUAUCGCAGCCAUAACAGCUGCAACGUUUAACUCAGUGGCUCAUAGUGCUCCAGUACACAAUACCCCGAGCACAUUAGAACUCCUCGUCACUGCUGUGAUUCCUUCAAGGGUUACUAACGCCACUCUAGAGGUAUUUUGUGUUAAUAAUUUUUUUUCGAUUGCCAAAGGUAGCCAAUUUUGAUAGCCAAACGUGUGGGAUUUGGCCAAUUACUUUUUAAUUAUUCAUGACGCACUAAUGAAAAAAGUUAGUUAAUUAAGUAUCUUUAAUUUGUUCUAAUUUGUUAUUCUAUGAAAUACUACUGUUUACAAUGGUUUACAAGUAUUCCCGUCGACAGGCAACAUUUCUGAGGUAAAUACCAGGUGACAUGAUGGGGAUUCUAAUAGAGAGGCAUUUUGCAAUAAAGCCAAAACAUUUGUCAGCCGUCCUGCGGCGAUAAUUCGGUUCUUAAUUGAGGUAUAUGAUGAAAUGAAAGUAUAUGUAAUGUGAGGCCCGAUGCGCUAAGGUUCCGUAAGGGUUUUUUCCCUUCAUAUAACAGUUCCGCCAGGCGGAAAACAAGGUUGUGAACGAAGCUCUCGGAUAAUAAAUAAAAUACAAAUUAUUGAAUAUCAAAUUCCACGGAGCAUCUUCGUUUCCGGAUUUUUUUGGCGGGGAGGGCAAAACUGGAUAGGGAAUACCGGGAGAAAAACCUUAACCCACCUAUGGAAUCUAGUUUCCCUCGCAGCCGUUUUUUGGAUGUCACGCAACGCUCCCCAAAAGGAACUUUUGGGGGAGUUCUUUUGGAGGAGCGUGGUGUGUCAUCCAAAAAACGGCUGCGAGGGAAACUAAUUGGAAUCAAACCCGGCCACAAAGGUGGAAGACUUCUCUCAUCACUGCAAAACGCGUGCUUCCUAUUACUGCAGUGGAACUGUGGUCACCCUUCCCUCCAUUACUGGUAAAAAGAUAAUUAAGCUGGCAGCUCCCUUUACGGUUUACUUUUUUGCAGAUGAAAAACUUGUAUCAAUUUAUCACUUCCACAAGCUACCUUGAAGAUGCAGGACUUGUGCUUCCAAACAUCAACGCGAAUAGCUGUUUCCCAAAUCAGGUUUCCAACUACUUGAUUUUAUUUAUCUUACAUACUGAAAAGCCGUACUGUAAAUUUGAGUAAGGUAAUUAACAAUUAUUCCUAGAGCCUGAAUGGGCUGUGAGUCAAUAGCCCAUGAGGCCGAAGGCCGAAUGGGCAAUUGACUCAGAGGCCAUGAGGGAGAGAGGAAUAAUUGUUUUGGUAAAAUCCAACUAGUUGGUCAAAUAUAUCGAGACAAAACAACUUUAGCUUGUUAAAGCUAGACUUAAAGCCCUUCUUUUGGUUUUCAAAGCAGGCACUUCACGCUACUAGUGGGCUAUAACAUAUAGCCUAGAAGUAGCUCAACCAAUUAGAACGCAGCAUUGAUAAUAGACCACUAGUUGGAUUUUACUAAAGAGAUUUAGCCAGUCAGAAAAAGCACAUAAUGUUAUUGCGUCGUUUGAGAAGUUGCCAUUCCGUGAACGAUUUGUCUCAGUAAACAAUCUGCCGAUUUUCCAGCUGUUUUAAACCCACUUGCUUUGUAUUUCAGUGGACGCCGGAAAAAAGAUAGCUUUCUUACCAAGUUUGCCCAGGGCAGAUAUGAUGAGUAAAUCGGGGGAAAAGAUCAUAAAUUCUACAUUUGUUUCCUAAUUUCCAACCCGGUGUAAAUUAGUAAUGCAAAUUUGAUAUUUAUCAUGUUUGCCCCUGAUUUACUGCUCAUCAAUUUGCUUCUUUUUUUCAAGCGUUACAUCGGCCGUAAGCAAAUUUGAUGUAAAUCCAUUUUUUGUCCAGUGAAUUUCUAUGCAUGGGAAUAAAUUUCAAGCCUUCCCGUAAAUACACUUUGUCAUUGUUAGAUUUCCAAGAUUAAUUGCCGGAUAAAUAACUUAAUAACAGCACUAUAAGGUCUGCAAGGUUUUUUCCCAACUUAGUUUAUCUUAACUUUUCAGGCAUGGAAUGACAAACUUCCUAUCGCGUACAAAAAACUGACUGUCUUUAGAAGUCCCCUCUACUUGGCCGUCUCUUAUGAAGAAAAUCAAAGACCGCUUCACAGUAUACUGGCUGAUGCCCUCUGGGACACCAGCGUUUUCGUGAAUGCUACAACAGCUAUGCUUAUCAGAGAGGUAAGAAGCUACAAUACUCGUCAUAUUUGUAAAAAUACUUGUCAUGGUACACCUCUCUCAUUGUUAACUGACGAUUAUUACCAUUUAAAAAAUACGCGAGUCAACACAUUGGAAGGAGGGAAGGAGCAAAUACAGAUGAAAGUUAGAUAAGUCACUUGAGAAUUUGUGACAUGAAAAAUCUUCAGCUAUCGUCUCCUGCUUAUGAGAAAUUUGACGCACAAUUUAUUUUAAGGUUGAGUCAGUAGACAUUGCCCUUUCGUGCGCUUAUAAUAAAGAGAUAUUUAUAUAUAGUCAAUAGCUGACGAGGAUACACAAUCUGGAAAAGAAACAGAUUAAUGAUAAUACAACAAGUGAACAAUAAUUUCGUCCUCCUAGCCUCCUAUUUCUCUUUCAUGUGGAAAUAAUUUGUUCAUCAACCAGUUCUAUGGACGUGAAAUGCAGUGUUUUGGUGUGACCACACAUUGUCGUCUCAGGAUUAAAAAAUCACUUACUAGGAAGACUCACUACUACCUUACAGACUGAACAAGGCAACGAUGAUUGAAAGUAGGUGGCUAAUAGAGUUAUAGUUUGGGCCCUUCACCGAGGAGCCCUCAUGAGGAUGGCCGGUACUAAAACGAAUAAUUAUUAUAACUUUUAUAAACCACCCGUCUGAAGAUAACAGCACUUUUCUUCGCCAAAAUGGUACUAAAACAUUUAACUUACAUAACUUAUAUAAUGGUUUGGUUUCUUUUUACAUCGCAGAUGAGAGAAAGAGCCAUUUCUGUGCCACCUGUUACAUCUGAAAUCUCGGAGUCAAACCUGAAUCGCUAUGUUCGCGAUUUCCUUCAAGGUCUUGUUGACAAUAGUAUUGUGGUACGUAUACAACUAGAAUACUAGAUAGCGCUAGCAGGGUCUUUAAUAUCAACAGGAGAUUAAAAAAACGAUCGCUAGUAAAGUGCGCUGAAGGUCGCAUGACUUAGAAAUCAGACCUUAGAAAAUUCAUCUGUCUGUAUUUGGUAGUUUAUUUAUCAUAAGUUAAAAAUAUAAUGACAGAGUUAUUGGAAACUUAAUAAAUCCCUUGUAUGAAUAUAGGCUGAGGCACUUUGUCUUCAAAGACAUUUCUCACGGUUUACCGACACUAUCUACCUCAAGGGGGGAAAAUUGAGCUUUCAAUCCCCCAACCCCUGCAAACAAUGUUGUGCUGAGCUACCUGUAGGCAAGAACAAACAACUAAACUUUAGGAAAAAAACUAAACUUUAGAUUAGGAACUUGGGAAAGGGGUGCAGAUUGGUUUGUCCUCCGAUAUAGAACCCUAUUUAAAAGUAUCCAACCCUAUUUAACAGUAUCCAAUCCUAUUCAACAGUAUGCAAUCAAUUUUGUAGAUGUAGACCGUAUAAUCGUGGUAUACUAAUGAUUUCAAAUCCUGGUUUUCUUACAGAACCUCAGUAUCAAUGACAAUGUAGUCAAGAUUUACCGGAAUUACGUCAUUCUCUACUCUCUCAGUAGUGUCAUCGAAGAGGCUUCAAUCUGUGUCAGCGGAAUCUAA
Molecule: messenger RNA, 4925 nt
Organism: Porites lobata
Lineage: Eukaryota; Metazoa; Cnidaria; Anthozoa; Scleractinia; Poritidae
Source: the annotation of a GenBank genome assembly